Physella acuta is the source of this 1973-nucleotide messenger RNA. Its product is annotated as putative ferric-chelate reductase 1. Lineage: Eukaryota; Metazoa; Mollusca; Gastropoda; Physidae. The record is from RefSeq and is a predicted model, not a curated record.
UUGUGGGCGUGUCAGUGAUGAAUGGGGGCAUUCCUUUUCUUACGAGAGGUAGAUAUGAAUCAACUGCGAGAGUGUAUAAAUUAAUCACGGUGUUGAUGUUACUUUGAUCGAGAGGAGGCCGUCAUUACCGUGCGAUCACUGACAGUUACAACAUUACCAGUCCUGUGCUGCAUCAGGAGUUGUGUUUUCUUGGAUUGUUUUCACGAAGCUAAACUAAGGGACAUCGGUGUUGUUGUGUUCGUCUUUCAACGGGUUCAACAUGUUUCUUACCCGCCUAGCGGCCAUGCUUGUGGCGUUCAGUUAUGUAGCCCAAGCCCAAGUAACCAAGGACGCCGGAUGUGGCACCUCAAAAGGAUGUUUCACAGACUGCCAGGGCACGACCUGUACCUUCGCCAUCACGUGGCAGACGAGUAGUACCACCAGCGCCAUCUACACCAUCUCCGCCACUGUGCCCACCACAAGCUCCUACAUUGCUAUGGGCUUUUCUUCAGACGCCAGCAUGGGAGACGACACCGUUAUGGGCUGUACCUCUGGCAGCCCUAUCACGAAGUUCACUGCCAACAAUGUCGGCACACAUGUGCAAAUGGUUACUGAUACGGAAGUGUUAAUGAGCUCCUCAUCCAACACCGGCGGUGUACUCACCUGCACGUUCACACGCUCCAUCGCUGGCACGACGGCAGAACCACGUGCACUUGACCAGUCCUGGACCAUCUUGUUUGCCAGAGGAUCCGCCUCCGUUUCCGGCUCUUCGGUGGGUCUAAGUUACCAUGGCGACGACUACUUCGCCUCCAACGCCGCAGCAAAAGUCACCGACAAAGUCGACCUACAACCUCAGCCCCACGGCAACCCUAUGUACAAGGCACACGGCUGUCUGAUGGUGGUGGCGUGGAUCUUCUUCUCAAGUGUCGGCAUCGUGACGGCCAGGUUCUACAAGCCUAUCUGGACACAGUCACUUUGUUCGCAGAAGGCGUGGUUCCAGAUCCGGCUACAGGACAUUACCCCCCUGGAUAUUUCCCCCCCGGACAUUUCCCCCCCGUAUUUACCCAUCCACAGGUUCGUCAUGGUUGCCGCCCUUUGUGCUACCGCCAUCGGUUUUAUCAUUAUUUUCGCUGAGGAGCAGGAUUGGAGUGAUAUGGACGGAGAAGAAGAAUAUCUAGUCGGGCAUCCGAUAAUGGGCGUCAUCGUCAUGAUUCUUACACUAGCAAAUCCAAUCAUGGCGUUGUUUCGUCCUCACCCCGGCACACCCAAAAGGCCAAUUUUUAACUGGGCCCAUUUGUUUGUAGGGGUGUCAGCUCACAUCUUAGCAGUGAUCACAAUUUUCUUCGGCGUAAGAAUAUCGACUGCCUCAGUGCCGUAUGGGGCUGUCUACAUCCUCGCUGCCUACGUUGCCUGGCAACUGUGUGUGGAAAUAGUGCUGGAACUCAUCAGCUGCUACGCUAGGCAAAAAGUGCAUAAGGAAGAAUACGACAUGAGCAACCCUGGAGCAAAUGACACCAAAGCAGACACUGACGUUUCAGACAAAAAGAUCGAACUGAUCAAGAAAAUCAUCUUCUGUGUCCACUGUGUGGUCGUCGCUGGUCUGGCCGCAGCCGUCAUGGGGGUUAUCGGUGCUGGAGAGGGGGGAGGGGACGGGGACGAUUAACUAACGCAUGUUCACGUUGACGACGGUCUUGGGCGGCCAUGUUUUCUGACACUGCUACAAGUUUUUUAAUGCCUUAAUUUAUCACAUUUAACCACCAUGUGGGCGAUUGUAUUAUUUUUUAAUGAAACAAAAGAAAAGAAAUUUCACCUUUUUUUUUCGGCAGAAUUUUUUUUUGAAAAUUCCCCGAUGUAAAAAUUUUUUAAGAGAUGUAUAACAUCCAAAUUUGGUCUAACUUAACUAUUUCAGGGUAUCACGUACACACCACCAUUUACACAAUUGAUUGAUGGAACUGUGAUAAAUUAUUCUGCUGAUUUGUUCAGGGUGUGUAACU